Schistosoma mattheei is the source of this 1681-nucleotide messenger RNA. NCBI's taxonomy places the organism in Eukaryota, Metazoa, Platyhelminthes, Trematoda, Strigeidida, Schistosomatidae. The record is from the annotation of a GenBank genome assembly.
AUGUUCAAAAAGUUUGACGAAAAGGAGGACAUUUCCUGUACAAAUAAUGCUAAGAACUCCAUCGUGAAAUCUUUACGCACUCGACUGACUGAAGGUUAUGGCAUUGAUAGUAAAAUGGUUGAUCAGAUUUUACCCAAGAAAGAUGUUGUAAAACACAUUAAGUGUCAUGAACAUGUCGACUUGUAUUCAGAUUCUGACGGUGAAGUCAUGUUUUUCCGACAACGUGAGGGUCCGUUUAUUCCAUCGCUGAGAUUGCUUCACAAAUAUCCUUUCAUCCUACCUCAUUUACAAGUUGACAGAGGUGCUAUCAAGCAUGUUUUAAAUGGGUCAAAUAUUAUGUGUCGUGGUUUGACAUCACCCGGUGCUCGGAUGACAGAAGUUCCUAAGGAGUCAGUUGUUGCUGUAAUGGCAGAAGGUAAAAAAAAUGCACUCGCAGUUGGUAUUACUAUGUUAUCUACUGAUGAGAUCUUGUCAACCAACAAUGGCAUUGGGGUCAAAAAUGUACAUUAUUUGAAUGAUGGAUUAUGGCGUCUCAAAGGCCUUCACUGUCGAAAAUACAAAGGCAAAACAUGCGUUUUUAUAACACUGUGUUUCUUUGCAGCAUUCCUAUAUUUCACUAAACAUUAUAUCGUCAGUGAUGCAAUAAUAAGGAUAUCCGAUUGGAAGUGGGGUCCAGCUGGUAGUCAGAAUUGUCCAGUAUUUGAUCACUCUAAAGAAGACCCUACUAUUAAUCGUAUGGCAGUUUUAGUACCGUUUAGAGACCGUUUCACUGAAUUGCAAGAAUUCAUACCUCAUUUAAACAACUUCCUCAAUAAUCAAAACGUUCGUCAUACAUUUUUUAUCAUUAAUCAAGUGGAUGAUCUUCGGUUUAAUAGAGGAGCUUUGUUAAAUGUAGGAGCACUUGAGUCACUUGAAGCUGAAGUUAAUGGAAUUAUUGUUGAAAGUGUUACUCAAAAAAAUUCAUUGUAUCAGUUAUCUUCACAAUGUUUAAAACUUCCUUUUACAAAAUAUUUGGCUUUACAUGAUGUUGACUUACUACCUGAAGAUCCUGCAUUAAAAUAUAAUAUGCCAUCGGAAUUAGGACCGAUUCAUCUUAUUCCAUUUUAUCUUCAUCCGCGUUAUUAUUAUUUUAAAGAAUAUGCCGGUGGUGUUUUAAUCAUUAAAAGAACUCAAUACAGCUUAGUUGGUGGUAUGUCAAACUCAUUUUGGGGAUGGGGACGAGAGGAUGAUGAAUUUCAGAUACGUUUAAAAUCGAAAGGAUUUAAGAUUGUAACGCCAAUUAAUGUUACCAUGGGGCUGAAAGCUUUCCGUCAUAUUCAUCAAGAAGAUCAACAUAAACGAGACGUUAAGACCUACUAUAAUCCUGAUGUUAUGAACUUGAUUCGCAAUCCGAUCGGAGGUUUGACUUCAGUAAAUUAUACUGUUAUAAAAAGACGUCUAAUAACAAUCAGCAGUAUUCCAGCUAUUGUAAUCAAUGUUAAACUAUAUUGUGAUUCAAUGAAUUGCAAAUUAAAAUCAUGACAUAGUAUUACAGACAAGUCACCUAAAUGACCUUGAACACACUUUUCCAUUGUGCAACCACAGCGUGACAUAUUCUGCUGGCUAACAAAUACACUACUACUCAUACAUGCCUCGUUCUAUCUUCGUUUGUGAUUGAGUUAACUGAAGUCUAAAUCAAAUA